Messenger RNA from Saccostrea echinata, 1395 nucleotides. RefSeq names its product RNA-binding motif protein, X-linked 2-like. Gene Ontology annotation, biological process: mRNA splicing, via spliceosome. The record is from RefSeq and is a predicted model, not a curated record. Bases 50 to 1129 code for a protein of 359 amino acids. Gene Ontology annotation, molecular function: RNA binding. The transcript is spliced from 5 exons. Lineage: Eukaryota; Metazoa; Mollusca; Bivalvia; Ostreida; Ostreidae. Gene Ontology annotation, cellular component: precatalytic spliceosome; catalytic step 2 spliceosome; U2 snRNP.
UAGAGAAGUAACGUUGAUAGAAGAAAUAGACAUUUUGCUGCCUGGCAUCAUGAACCCUCUAACAAACAUAAAAAAUGUUCAGAAGAUGAAUGAGAGAGAACUAGAGUUAGGUCUAGUAGGGAAGAAAUCAUGGCAUGACCAGUACAAGGACAGUGCAUGGAUCUUUAUCGGGGGACUUCCCUAUGACCUGACAGAGGGAGAUGUAAUAGCAGUGUUCUCACAAUAUGGCGAAUUGGUGAAUAUCAACUUGGUGAGAGAUGGAAAGACGGGAAAGUCUCGUGGAUUUUGCUUCAUUUGUUAUGAAGAUCAGAGGAGCACUGUACUAGCUGUAGAUAACCUGAAUGGAAUCAAGCUCUUAGGAAGAACCAUUCGUGUAGAUCAUGUGGAAAAUUACAAAGUCCCCAAAGAGCAUGGGGAUGAGGAUGAGGUAACAAAGAAACUGAGGCUGGAGGGGAUUGCCCCCAAAGUAGAGGACGAGGACAGUGAUUCUGAGGAAGAGGAUUAUACUAUACCAGUGAAGAAAAACAAAAAAGAGAAAAAGGCAAAGAAGAAGAAAAAGAAAAAUAAGAUGAAGAAGCAGAAGUCGGACAGUGAUAGUGAAGACUCUAGCAAAAUCAAGAAUAAAAGAAGGAGUGAAAAAUCCCAAAGCACAAAAGAAUUACCUGAUAAAGAACAAACUAAAAAUCAAAGACAACAGUCAUCAAUAGAUAGGAGAAAAGAGAGUGAUAGAGACUUAAAGGAUAGAGAAGGAUCUCCAGUGAGGUAUAGAGAACAAGGUAGGGAUAGAGAUACUGGAUCUUCAUUAGACAGACCCAGAUACAGAGAUGAUAGAUACAGGGACAGAUCACCAAGAGGUAGAGACUUUUCCCCCAGACGAAAAGACAGGGAAUCACCCAGACGGCGAGAACAGUCCCCUCCACACAGAGGGGAUAGAGAAAGAAACAAGGAGUCACCUAGGCGACGAGAGAAUUCUCCUCCGUACAGGAGAGAUAGAGACAGAGAUUAUUCCCCGAAGCCCAGAACUCGAGAUCGAUCUCCAAUUAGACAAGUUAGGGAGUAUUCACCUCGUCGAAGGGACAGGUCCCCCAGGGAUAGAUACAGUGAUAAUUAUAGGGACAGGAGGAGGUGACAGAAAUAGAGGUGACACAGAUAGGAGGAGGUGACCUAGUUAUGAGGAGGUGACUUAGUUUUGAGGAGAUGACUGAGAUAGGAGAUGGUAAUAAAGGACCAUCAACAUACCACACAACACGUACUGAUAUAAACAAGAGGUGGAUCCUAGGGAGUGUUCAUGAGAAGUACGACAAAGACAAAAUUUAUACAUGUAGUAGUCUGUGCAGUAUGAAGACUUAUGAUUUAUUGAAUUUAUAUCUAAGUCAUGUGAGGAAGAAUUAUAUA